GCAGAGUGACUCUAAAAGUCUCAAUUGUUCAUAAUGUAAUACGUGUUUUUUUUCAAUAAUAAGUAUAUAACAACAUUACAGUAUUCUUGCAAACAAAAUAGUCUCCAAAUGAUAGUACUUUUUGUUACAGAUUCCUGGUGUUGUACUUGAACAAAUAUUUCUGAGUUUGUGUGUAAUUAUAGAGCCAAGUGGAAUGAGUUAUCCUAACAAGACUAUCCCCUUAUAAUUGCGUCGGCUACUCUUAGGUAGAAAGUAUAAUCUAUUGGAGGCAUAAAAUGGAGAUUUUGGAUAUUGCUUUACAUUACCCGGUGCUAUCAAGUGUAACAUUGAUUUGUACUGCUGCAUGGCUUUACUCAUAUUUUACUUGCGGAGUCUGUAAAACCAAAGCAAGAAUGGAUGGAAAAACGGUAAUCAUAACAGGAUGUAAUGCAGGAAUUGGUAAAGCAGCAGCUUACGAUCUUGCGAGAAGAGGGGCCAGAGUAAUAAUGGCUUGUCGGAACAUGGAAAAGGCUAAUUUAGUAAGAGACAGCAUCAUUGAGAGCACAAAGAACACAAAUGUUGUAGUGAGACUCUUAGACGUGAGUUUGCUGAGUUCUGUCCGCAAGUUUGCUGAAGAGAUCAACCGCACAGAGAGGAGACUAGACGUGCUGAUACAUAAUGCUGGAAUGUCUAUCUCGGGCAGAAACGUUACUGAGGAGGGCCUUCAACUCGUCUGGGCCACCAACCACUAUGGACCCUUCCUGCUCACUCACCUGUUAAUAAAUCUACUAAAGAAAACUGGAAACAGUAGAGUUGUAGUUGUCUCGUCAAUUCUACAUAAGCAGGGAUGUGUUGACCCAAGAAAUCCUAAUCCAGUGGAGGAGACAAGUAUGUCAAAACUGUAUAAAACAACAAAGUUUGCUAACGUGAUAUUCGCAAAUGAGCUAGCUCGGCGACUAGAGGGAACAGGAGUCACUGUCAACUCUCUACAUCCAGGGAUCAUAUACACAAACAUUUUCAACCCAGCUAAAUUCUGGAUUCACUUACUAAUGAUACUUUAUAGGCCUUAUACAAAGAGUGAGGAGCAAGGGGCCCAGACCACUAUAUAUCUCGCAGUGUCGGAAGAGGUACAGGGAGUCUCUGGAAAGUAUUUUGUAGACUGUAAGGAGGCUUCUCCAGCGAAGAAGACUUUAGAUGUGGGAUUGGCCAAGAAAUUCUGGGAAGCGAGUGUAGACGUUGUCCAGUUAAAAUCUUCUGACCCCCAGAUAUAACGGACACCGGCCGUCAUUGUUAGUAAACUAAUGUCUUAGACAGUAAUACAUGUUUGAAUAUUUCAUUAGAUUUAUAUUAACUGUAAAUAUGUUUUGAAUAUUUUGAAUUCUAGUUUAUAUAUAAAUUAAAAUAUGUUUCCUAUUACUAAAUCUAACA
This is a messenger RNA of Homalodisca vitripennis (glassy-winged sharpshooter), 1407 nucleotides long. Its product is annotated as retinol dehydrogenase 14-like. The coding region runs from base 276 to 1250 and encodes 324 amino acids. The record is from RefSeq and is a predicted model, not a curated record. The transcript has 8 exons. NCBI's taxonomy places the organism in Eukaryota, Metazoa, Arthropoda, Insecta, Hemiptera, Cicadellidae.